This is a messenger RNA of Nematolebias whitei (Rio pearlfish), 2316 nucleotides long. It is a transcript of the gene tshr, whose product is annotated as thyroid stimulating hormone receptor. The transcript is spliced from 10 exons. Gene Ontology annotation, molecular function: protein binding; thyroid-stimulating hormone receptor activity. Gene Ontology annotation, cellular component: membrane. Bases 1 to 2316 code for a protein of 771 amino acids. Lineage: Eukaryota; Metazoa; Chordata; Actinopteri; Cyprinodontiformes; Rivulidae. The record is from RefSeq and is a predicted model, not a curated record. Gene Ontology annotation, biological process: G protein-coupled receptor signaling pathway.
AUGCAGGUGAUAACGUGCGCCCUGCUGCUCGCCGCUCUCCCCGUCAGCAGCGCCGGCUCGGAGGCUGACUCCUGCCCGGCGGUGUGCGAGUGCUCGGAGUGGGGUGAUCGAACCAUCUCCUGCUUUGACGUCGAUUCUCUCCCGACGUUUCCAGCCAGCACCGAGGCGCUAUGGCUUUUUGAGACCCGUCUGAUGUCUUUCUCAGCAGAUGCUUUUGCCAAUAUGCUCAACAUCUCAAGAAUAUAUUUAUCUGUGGAUGUGAGGCUACAGAGGCUGGAGAGACACUCGUUUUACAACCUGAAGAAAAUCACCCAUAUAGAGAUUCGAAACACAAAAAAUCUGACGUAUGUUGACCCAGAAGCCUUUAAACAUCUCCCGAACCUCAAGUACUUGGGGAUUUUCAACACAGGCUUGACAGUUUUUCCUGCUCUGAGCAACAUCCACUCAAAUUAUAUGAACUUCAUUCUGGAAAUAAUUGAUCACCCCUUCAUCACUGAGGUUCCUGCCAACUCGUUUCAUGGCAUCACAAGUGAAGUGUUGACAGUCAUGCUGUAUGGAAAUGGCUUCAGAGAAAUCCAGCAUCACGCCUUUAAUGGGACAAAGUUAGACCAAGUGGACCUUCACAGGAAUAGGUAUUUGACCAGGGUGGAUAACAAGGCGUUUGCAGGAACCAUCAGCGGCCCCAUGCUUCUAGACAUAUCCCAAACAGGGAUCACAUCCCUACCUUCUACAGGCAUGGCCUUUUUGAGAGAACUGAAGGCACGGGAUACCUGGGCUCUUAAAAAACUUCCAGCCAUCAAGACCUUCAAGCAACUCACCACCGCCAACCUCACCUACCCCAGCCACUGCUGUGGCUUCAAGAACCUAAAAAAGAAACGAGGCUUUUUGGAGUACAUCAUCUGUAACCUUACGGCAUACUAUGAGUAUCAGAAGCACUCCGUGGGGCCCCUCGGCACGCCAUCCCUUCAGGGGGACAGCGUUGUGGAAACAGCCCCAGACCAGGAACAGAGCAGCGAAGGUCACGGAGAGUCACAGCACAACUGGAAAAGAGGAGACUUCCAGGGCAGUCUCCACUAUCAUGCCUAUUUUGGAGGCCAGCAAGAUGAGGAAGUGGGUUUUGGAGCGACCCUCAAGAACCCUGAGGAGGACAACAGUCAAGAUUUUGACAGUCGUUAUGAUUAUGUGGUAUGCGAAGAAGGAGAGGAGGUGACAUGUUCACCAGUCCCUGAUGAGUUCAAUCCCUGUGAGGACAUAAUGGGCUUUGGUUUCCUACGGGUGUCUGUGUGGUUUGUGAGUUUGUUGGCGGUUCUUGGAAACAUGGUGGUGCUCCUGAUACUGCUCACCAGUCACUACAAGCUCUCCGUCUCACGCUUCCUCAUGUGCCAUCUGGCCUUCGCAGACCUGUGCAUGGGGAUUUACCUGCUGCUCAUCGCCUCUGUGGACCUCCACACUCGCUCCGAGUACUUCAACCACGCCAUAGACUGGCAGACAGGACCUGGGUGUGGACUCGCUGGGUUUUUCACUGUCUUUGCCAGCGAGCUGUCUGUUUACACCCUGACAGUGAUCACUCUGGAGAGAUGGUAUGCCAUCACCUUUGCCAUGCGGCUGGAUCGCAAGCUGCGACUCCACCAUGCAGCAAUCGUCAUGUCAGGUGGCUGGAUCUUCUGCCUCCUCCUGGCCCUGCUGCCACUAGUUGGAGUGAGCAGUUACCAGAAGGUCAGUAUCUGUCUUCCAAUGGACACCCAGUCCACAGCGGCGCAGGUCUACAUUUUAUUGGUGUUGGUUCUGAACAUCCUGGCUUUUUUUGUUAUCUGUGGUUGCUACUUCAAGAUCUACUGCACAGUCCACAACCCUCAAUACCGCUCAGGAUCCAAAGACGCCAACAUUGCCAAGCGCAUGGCGAUCCUCAUCUUCACUGACUUUCUAUGCAUGGCUCCUAUUUCCUUUUACGCCAUGUCAGCCGUGCUAGACCAACCCCUUAUCACAGUCUCGAACUCUAAGAUCCUGUUGGUUCUCUUUUACCCCCUUAAUUCUUGUGCCAACCCUUUUCUUUACGCUAUCUUCACCAAGGCAUUCAGGGGAGACAUAUUUAUCCUCCUCAGUAAGGUUGGCCUGUGUCAGCAACAAGCACAACUGUUCAGAGGCCAGACCGUCUCAUCAAAGGGCAGCAGCGGGACUUUCCAAGUCCGUAGAGACAAGAUUCGAAAAGGAGGAAGCAUCGGCCAAGAAGACGUAUCCAUUAACCUAAAGAGCUUCACUGGACAAACAAUCAACCAGAAGACAAUCACUGAGGAGAGCCAAAGCCUGAACAUGUAA